CCACAACCAAGGUUGUCGGCGCUUAGCUGUAUGAAUUGUCAAAGCUUACAUGGAUGAUUGCGUCAAUUCGUAAUUGAAAACUGGUGCUUUAUAUAAGGGAGGCUAAUGAUUAUGACGAGAAAUAAGAAUCUUGUCUGCCAGACUCAGUCGUAGUGUGUGUGACAAGUGAUUCAGACUCGCUACAGUAGCGACACCUGUCGAUUCUGCUACUGACAGCACCUUCGACAACACAGUACCGCUUGAGAGUGGCCGCUGUGGUGAGGGAUAUGUUUAAGUAUGCAAGUCCCUCCCUACAGUAGCUAUCGAGGGCGCACGUUUGCCGAUUGGAGGUUUUCGGCUUGCUGGGAUCGAUCAUAGCCAUACAGAGGACUAUACGCUGUAAACGUAACUAAAGAAAGUAGUUGUUUUUCAAUUAUUCUUCGGAUUAAAGUUCCAGGCGUGAAUUUGGACAGUUAGGUAUACCUCUAGCAUUUUAUCAAAGAACAAGAUGGAGAAAGCGGAGCUGGAGAUCCAGGUGUACAUUGCCAUUGGCUACAUGUCCAUAUUCUCUGUGGUGGGAACGAUCGGUAACGCUCUCGUUUUGUACGUCUUCUCUCGGUACAAGAAUAAGCUUACCUCAACCAUUUUCAUCCUAACUCUGGCCGGUGUCGAUUUCGUCACGUGUUGUGUUACAAUUCCCUUUACUAUCGCUACAGAAGCAGUCAAAUUUCAGCUGAAGUAUGACAUUAUAUGUCAGAUUUAUUUAUUUCUUAUUACGACAACUGUUCCUUUUUCGGCAUUUGUCAUGGUAGCAAUAGCGGUGGAUAGAUAUUUAUGCAUUGUGUACCCUUUCAAACAUGCAAUGACAAUACGACGGGCAGAGAUCGUUGUUGGGAGCCUGUGUGCAUUUGCUGUAACUCUUGGAAUCAUAUGUUGCUCCCACUACAGAAUAACGCCAGUUCCGGUAACAGAAGGACCGGAAAUAGUCACAGCAGUGUACCAAAAUGUCACCAUAUUGCCAAACUCAUCAAUAUCAAACAUUACACGUUAUGACUAUAUGUGUUUGCCACAAGAAACGGAAUUCUUUUUCAUAUAUCAGAAAAUAUACUCGUCGUUUUUUGGAAUUUGCGCCCUAAUUGUCAUCAUUUUGUAUUGUUUAAUAUAUAGAUCCGUUUUAGCUCGUCGAAGAAAGAAGUUUGAAAUGUUCCUCUCUGACAACUGCUGUGGAAUAUGGAGCUCCCAGAGCUUUGCAGAACAGACUGAGAUCACAGUUCUAAACAAUACAGACGUGACAAAUGCGCAAGACGAUCACAAAGUAGAAGAAACAUGUGAUAAAGCUGUGCAAAAGAACGGAAAUACACAGAUCAGCGAUAGGGACGUCAUUUUAAAACCAGGGGGUGUGUCAAAAGCUAAACUUGAGAAAAUGCGCAUUGCAAACAUAAAAACAGCGUUUAUGCUGUCUAUCGUGGCUUUGGUGUUUAUUGUAGCUUUUCUUCCUUCAUGGUUAGUGGCCCUUAAGGUCCUUCCAUUAAAUAUCAUUGUCAUAUACAUGUAUUUCACUUACAAUGUGGUGAAUCCUGUCAUUUAUGCCUUCCUGAACGAGACGUUUAGAGAACAAUUAUCACAAAGAAUUUGUUGUAGUAAAUCGUAAAUAGAGGUAUUCUCAUUGUGUAUCCGAAAUAAUUUUUUCUUUGUUUCGACGAUUACGUGUUACUUGAAGCUGCAUGUAAGAUUUGCACUGUAAAUGCGAUGUUCAAGUAUUGCAUAAUUAGCGCAAAGUAUCUUUAGUUUGCUGAGAAAAACUAUGCAUCGGAUAUAACUUUUUAUUUUUGAACUGCGCAUAUUCAGUCAUCUAUUUAUUAUUUUGGUAUGAAUCAUGCGUUUAUUUAUUACACGAAGAAACAUACAUGUUUUUAUUAAGUUUUUUUUGUCAGUUUAUCCGAAACAAAAUAAAAGCAAAACCUCAAAAUAAGAUCUUUACCUUUUGCUUUGUGUCCAAGGUUUGCAACAUUGAGUUACCCAUAUGAAAGGAAGAACAU
Saccostrea cuccullata (small rock oyster) is the source of this 2018-nucleotide messenger RNA. RefSeq names its product cholecystokinin receptor type A-like. The record is from RefSeq and is a predicted model, not a curated record. The coding region runs from base 488 to 1630 and encodes 380 amino acids. The transcript has 3 exons. Gene Ontology annotation, biological process: neuropeptide signaling pathway. Gene Ontology annotation, cellular component: plasma membrane. Lineage: Eukaryota; Metazoa; Mollusca; Bivalvia; Ostreida; Ostreidae. Gene Ontology annotation, molecular function: G protein-coupled peptide receptor activity.